AUGCCCAUUACCAGAAUUGGCCUCGUCGCCGUGCCCGACGAAAGCAAGCAGGAGCUCGCGAUCAAGGGGUUUGCGGACCUGGCAAGCCUGUGCAAGAAGCCCGAUGGCAGCACAUACAUCAUUUCCUCGAAGGCCGGCAAGGCCAACGUGCUCGUAUCCCAGCCGCCGUCUGCGGCGUGGACCGUCGUGACCGAGAUCACUUUUGCGAGCCAGGCGGAUCUCGACUAUUACCAGAACGAGGACCCCGUGUACCAGGCCGUUUUGAAGCAGAAUGCCGAGGAGAAGCUCGCGACUGGUAUUCUGGGAAUCACGACGGAGUUCUAG
Microdochium trichocladiopsis is the source of this 324-nucleotide messenger RNA. RefSeq lists its product as uncharacterized. NCBI's taxonomy places the organism in Eukaryota, Fungi, Ascomycota, Sordariomycetes, Xylariales, Microdochiaceae. The coding region runs from base 1 to 324 and encodes 107 amino acids. The transcript has 3 exons. The record is from RefSeq and is a predicted model, not a curated record.